Sordaria macrospora k-hell is the source of this 1605-nucleotide messenger RNA. RefSeq lists its product as uncharacterized. The record is from RefSeq and is a predicted model, not a curated record. NCBI's taxonomy places the organism in Eukaryota, Fungi, Ascomycota, Sordariomycetes, Sordariales, Sordariaceae. Gene Ontology annotation, biological process: glucose metabolic process; carbohydrate phosphorylation; glycolytic process. Gene Ontology annotation, cellular component: mitochondrion; cytosol. Gene Ontology annotation, molecular function: D-glucose binding; glucokinase activity; fructokinase activity.
AUGGCCCUCGAGACUCAGACCAAGACCGUUGUCGGUCAGUUCGACUACUCGGACGAGGAUGUCAACAAGGGUGUCACAGAGUUCCUUCGUCAAAUGUCCGAAGGUCUCGAGAAGGAUGGUGCUAGCUUGAGCCAGAUUCCCACAUACGUCACUGCCGUUCCCAAUGGUACCGAGAAGGGCCUUUACAUGGCCGUCGACCUUGGCGGCACCAACUUCCGUGUUUGUUCGAUCCAGCUUAACGGCGACACCACCUUCCGUCUCACAUACACCAAGGUCGCCAUCCCCAAAGAGCUUAUGGUUGCCAAGACCGCUGAGGAAUUGUUCGCUUUCUUGGCGAAGCAGAUCGAAAUCUUCCUCAGGACACAUCACGGCGAGCACUUCGAGGCACACAUCCGGAGACGCAUGACCAUGAGCUCUCCCGAGGGCUUCAAGGACGAGAACGUCUUCCGUCUCGGCUUCACUUUCAGCUUCCCCGUCCAACAACUGGGUAUUAAUAAGGGUACACUCAUUCGCUGGACCAAGGGUUUCGACAUCCCAGACGCCGUUGGAAAGGAUGUCUGUGCUCUCCUCCAAACCGAGAUUGACAAGCUCCAUCUCCCCGUCAAGGUUGCCGCCCUCGUCAACGACACUGUUGGUACUUUAAUGGCUCGCUCCUACUCUUCCCCUGGCAAGAGCGGUGCUAUCCUCGGCGCCAUCUUCGGUACUGGCACCAACGGUGCUUACGUCGAGAAGCUCUCCAAGCUCAAGAAGCCUUUGGCCGGCGAGUACGACAAUUCUACCGGGGAGAUGGUCAUCAACACCGAGUGGGGCUCGUUCGACAACCAGCUCAAGGUCCUCCCCAACACACCAUGGGAUAUCCAGCUCGAUCAGGCCACCCCCAACCCCGGCAUUCAGAUGUACGAAAAGCGUGUCUCCGGCAUGUACCUCGGCGAGAUCUUGCGAUUGGCAGUCAUCGAUCUGCUUAAGAACCCAGACGUUGCUUUCUUCAGGGACGAGAACUCGAGCUCCAACGACUGGAGGUCUACCACCAAUAUUGCCGAACACUCUCCUCUCUUCAAGCAGUGGGGUGUCGAUACCUCGGUCCUGUCUGUCGCUGCCGCUGACACUACCCCCGAGUUGUCCAUCCUCCGCCAGGAGCUCGAGUCUAACCUCCACGUUUAUGCCCCAUCGUUGGAGGACGCCCAGGCUUUCAAGGCCAUUGCCUGUGCCAUCGGUCGCCGCGCUGCUCGUCUUUCGGCUGUUGCCAUUGCUGCCAUCGUUCUUCAGACCGGCAAGCUCACCGACCCCGAGCUAGAAGGCGAGCCCAUCGACAUUGGUGUUGACGGAAGCUUGGUCGAGCACUACCCCUACUUCCGCGACAUGAUCUACGAGGCUCUUCGUGCUAUUAAGGGCGUUGGUGAGGAGGGUGCCAAGCGCAUCCGUAUUGGUAUUGCCAAGGACGGAUCUGGUGUUGGUGCCGCUUUGAUCGCUCUCGUCGCCGCGGGAAUGGAGAAGACCACUUCCACCACCGACUUCAUCACCGACCUCCGUCUCAACGCCAAGAAGACCGAUCUGACAGCCGUGCCUGAGCACAGCGAGCUUAGCGAGCUUGCCGCCGCGGAAUAG